Polyodon spathula (Mississippi paddlefish) is the source of this 5306-nucleotide messenger RNA. RefSeq names its product YTH domain-containing protein 1-like. The coding region runs from base 174 to 2330 and encodes 718 amino acids. NCBI's taxonomy places the organism in Eukaryota, Metazoa, Chordata, Actinopteri, Acipenseriformes, Polyodontidae. The transcript has 18 exons. Gene Ontology annotation, molecular function: N6-methyladenosine-containing RNA reader activity; mRNA binding. The record is from RefSeq and is a predicted model, not a curated record. Gene Ontology annotation, biological process: mRNA splicing, via spliceosome; regulation of alternative mRNA splicing, via spliceosome. Gene Ontology annotation, cellular component: nucleoplasm.
AAAUGAGAGACAUCGGGCGCCAUUUUGACAGUAGGGACGGCGGAGUACAGCAUAAAGCAAAACGAAAACAGUUUGAAUUAUAAUCUUUUUCCAAAAAGGAGCGAAGCAGUCGGUAGGCAAGGCGAAGCGAUUUCGCUGAAAAACAAAUUGCUAAGCACAGAACGGAGAAGAGGAUGGCGGUCGACAGAAGGGACGAGAAAGAUGGUGAACUUAAUGUGUUGGAUGACAUCCUGACAGAGGCACCUGAUCAAGAUGAUGAACUGUACAACCCUGAGAGUGAACAUGAUGUUAAUGAGAAGAAAGGAUCAAAGAGGAAAAAUGAUAGAGGUGACCAUAACGACAGCAAAAGGCCAAGAUCUUCAGGCCGUUAUACCAGGCAAGUUGUCAAGAGAGCCCCAGGUUCCACAGUAAGCAGCAGCAAGAAACCUAUGAGUGCCGGAGGCAGACAUUCUUCAGACUACAAGAGUGAGGAAUAUCACUAUGAUAGAAGUAAGGACUGUGGUGACAGAAAGAACCACUCUGUAAGAGGGAGCAGCACAAGGGUUGCUCAAAAAUCUCACCAUCUGAAACCUGUGAGCGGAAGAAAGGAUUCAGACAGGAGGAUUAAACCGUUAAUGGCAGAGAAACUGCGUCGCACCAGUGUGGAGAGCGGGAGGGCAAGCCGUUCUUCCAAAGAGGGUGCAAACUCAGACGAGUAUGGGUCUGACCAGGAGACAGAAAGCUCGGCAUCCUCUGAGGGAAACAACUCUGAGGACGAGGGGAUGGAUGAGGAGGGGGUUGAGUGUGAUAAAGUUGAUGGGGAGGAUGAAGAGGAGGAUGAAGAGGAGGAAGGAGAGGAAGAUGAGGAGUAUGAGCAAGAGGAGGCAGAUCAGCGGGAGAGGAAUGAAGAGAACGACUAUGACACUCGCAGUGAGGCCAGCGACUCUGAAUCAGAGUCGGUGUCUUUCUCUGAGGGGGAAUCUAUUAGAUCUGGAUCAGGAUCUGAAGCAUCAGAUAAGGAGAAAAAAGAGAAGAAGCGGGCUAGAGGGAUUUCUCCAAUCGUUUUUGAUAGAAGUGGAAGCUCAGCUUCAGAAUCUUAUGCAGGGUCAGAGAAGAAGCAUGACAAACUUUCAUCCUCUGUGCGAGCUGUUCGCAAAGAUCCAACAAGUAAGCUGAAAUAUAUACUUCGAGAUGCAAGGUUUUUCCUUAUUAAGAGUAAUAACCAUGAAAAUGUCUCCCUGGCCAAAGCUAAGGGGGUGUGGUCCACACUGCCAGUAAACGAGAAGAAGCUAAAUACUGCAUUUAGAUCAGCCAGAAGUGUUAUCUUGGUAUUCUCUGUGAGAGAAAGUGGAAAGUUUCAAGGUUUUGCAAGGCUUUCGUCGGAAUCCCACCACGGAGGGUCACCAAUACAUUGGGUUUUACCAGCAGGAAUGAAUGCAAAAAUGCUUGGGGGCGUAUUCAAAAUUGACUGGAUUUGCAGACGUGAGCUGCCCUUCACAAAAACUGCACACCUCUCAAAUCCAUGGAAUGAACAUAAGCCAGUGAAAAUUGGACGUGAUGGACAGGAAAUUGAAUUGGAAUGUGGAACUCAGCUUUGCCUACUGUUUCCUCCUGAUGAAAGUAUUGACUUGUAUCAGGUGAUUCAUAAAAUGCGCCACAAGAGGAGGAUAAAUUCUCAGCCACGCUCGAGAGGACGCCCCGCCCGCCGAGAACCAGGUCGCGAUGUGGGAAGGCGUCGACCAGAGGAAUUUGACAUGCAAAGCAGAAAAAGACCAAGGAUUGACUAUCCACCUGAAUUUCCGCAGAGACCAGGUUUCAUGAAAGACCCUCGAAAUCAGCAUGUAGACAGACGUUUUACAGGAGUGCGACGGGAUGUGUUUCUAAAUGGGGCACUCCCUAGCUGGCCACGUCAAACCUCCCAAGAGCAGCACAAGUCUUACAAUGAUUAUAUGAGGGAAUUUCAUCACAGCAUCGGGCCACCCCCUCCCUGGCAGGCAAUGACCCCCUAUCCUGGAAUGGAGCAGCCACCACAUCAUCCUUAUUACCAGCAUCAUCCUCCACCACCUCAAGCUCACCCACAAUACUCUGGACAUCACCCAGUGCCACAUGACACCAGAUACAGAGACAAACGUGUGCAUGAUUAUGACAUGAGAGUGGAUGACUUCUUGCGGCGCACACAGGCAGUGGUGAGUGGGCGCAGGAGCCGUCCCCGGGAGAGGGACAGGGAACGUGAGCGUGACAGACCCAGGGACACACGCCGAGACAGAGAACGCGACAGGGGCCGGGAGAGAGACCGAGAGAGGGAGCGGAUCAGGGAAAGGGAGAAGGAAAGGGGAAGAUACCGAAGAUAAUAACCCAGCACUGUUGAAUACAAAAUCCUUUGUGUUUACAAUUGUGAAACUUUGUUGAAGUUGUCCCUUUUUUUUAAGAAACAAAAACACAAAUUACUUUUUUGUAUAUUAGAAACAAUGGCCCAUGUAUGUUUUGUGCAUGCAGUAUAACGAACUGGAGAGAAAUCUACCAAAAAUGCAUAUCUUAAACCUUUUCUUGUUUUUGUUUUGAUUUUUGAUUUGAGCAGGUGCAAGAAUAUAUGUAUAUAUCCUGUUUUAUAUGGACACAACUACCUGUUUGCCUUUACUGUUACCCAUUUAUGUGUUAAUCCUGAAAACCAGGGAUGGUAACCCUGCUCUCGCCACAUUCUCUUGUUUGUUAUUGCACAUGGUUAAAUGAAGAUGUUGCUGCUAAUAAGGAGUAUUCAGCUGUACUUGUACAGUGUAAUGAUGACUGUAUGGCAGUGUUGUAGCAAGUACUUUUUUUAUAGUCUUUUUUUAGAUUUCAAACCAUGAAUUUUCCAGUGUUGAAAGAUAAAAGUAAUAUUAAGACACUAUUGCCACCUAUUUUAAACUUAUUUUCAACCAUUUCCUUUAGGACCACUUAGGAUUCCAGUCAAUACUAUGUAUGGCUUAAACUAAUAAUACAGUGGCUUGCGAUGUACACAAUUUUUAGUUUGUAGUUAAAAAAAAAAAAAAAAAAAAAAAAAAAAAAAAACCAUAAAAUAGUACAGUAUCAUUUAGUGAUCCUUUUGAUAUGAAAUAAAACCAAAAAUAUCAUCUGAUUGUAUUUUUGCUUUUGUAUUGAUGCACACCAAGACAAUAUUUUUCUUCAAAGGACAGGCUUUGUAAGUACAAUUUUAAUUGGGAUAAGUGCAUGUGUAUUGGUAUUGCUAGUUUAGUCUUUUCUGGACUCUUAGGGUGACAAAUUGGUUUUGAUGUUAUAAAUUUGAAUUAGUAUGGGGAAAAGGGUGUUUUGAAUACUUCAAAGAAUUCUUUUCAAUAUAUUUAAAACCAGUUUUACAGCCUGCAAGAAUCGGAAAGUGUUUAUUUAUAAUCCUGUACACUGAGAGGCAGCCCACUAGAGGGACCCGUGGAUACUGGAUUUAAUUGUUUCAAUUUGAACCCAGAACAUAUUGUGAAGUUUCUAAGAAAGUGUCUGGUAUAAUUGCUUAAUCUGUGUUUUGAAAAGGUCUAAAUUAGAUCUGGCUUUAAUUGGAUGAUUUAGCUUGGGUACUAGGCAUUUCCUCGUUGAAACAAAGUCAUCUAUAUACAGUGCUUACAGGUUCUAAAAUCAGAAGAGAAUGAUUCCUGCCCUGACUUGAUGUUACAGCUGGUAAGGAGAACAUGAUGUCAAAUGUAAGGGAUGAGAUUUUGUUCUUGUAAAGGUAAUUAAGAAAAUAUCCCUUUUGAAUACAACCUAAACUCCUAUUAAUAAUGUUUGUUUCAUGUAGCAGUUUUUUUUGAACUUCUAAAGUUUUCGUCCCAUUACUGACUGAUCAAAAGUGGGGGAUUGAAGAAAGGUGGCCUUUCUGUGAUGGAUGAAAUCCAAAUCUACUGGUAAAUUAUGUCUCAUUGACCAGUCUGAAAUUAGAAAAACAUUACAGUUUAAAACACUCUUACAAGAAAAAGAAAAAUGGUCACUGGAAUUUAUACAGGACAGAAUGGAUUUUGGGUAAAAUUUAAAAAAGAAAAUGUCAGCAGCUGUUUUAAACAGGCAGUUCUCUGAUUUAUGUCGCUUUAUAUAUUAACAGAACAUUUGCUAACAUACAGUCAAUUAUCCACAAUGGCCGAGUUAUAUUGCUUUGAGUUUUAUAAUGGGUGAUUAUGGACAAAUUUGAUAGAAAGAGUGGUUACAAUGUCUUUCUAUGGCCCAUAGGGGGUGCUGUGAAUAUCUAAUUUACUUAAAUUAUUGUAUUAUUGUUCAAACAUGCCUAUACCUGGGUUUAUGCUUUUUUUUUUCUGAGAAAGUGCAUAUAUUAGCUUUCAUAUAUUAGCCCAUAUGCCUGUGUCGGAGUAUGUGUCCCCACAGCUCAAUAAAUGCAGCAUGUGGGAGCUAAGUUGUUUAUAAAUUUGCAAUACCAUACUACACCAAGUUGUAAAAGUAAAACUGAUUAAAUACCAUUUUAAUCUUUUAGUUAGAUUUAUUAUAGAUUUUCUUUCUUUUGAACUUUGUAUUUGUCAACCCCACAUAAAGGUGAAUGUGCCUGUUUGUGUAAUCAGUGCUUCAGAACACUGCUGUUGGUGCAUUAACAAGUAAAGCAAAUAUACAUUGUAUGCAUUUAAUAUGGACACUGCAGUAUUUCUACAAUCCCCAUAAAGUGAUACGCUGGUCAGCUGUUUGACAUCCUUCCAAAAACAUUCUCUAUUGAAGUAACUAGAUUGACUACUACAUCAUUCUGGUAACUGCUGGGUGCUCAUACUUGGGUAUACACUGUUUUCAAAUGCAGCUACCCUAUAGUUCCUUAUUAACACCUAUGUACCCAUAUCAAGAGCAUAAUUGCCCUCAAAACUAAAGAUAUUUAGUUUAGAACAUAUCCCUUGAACAACCUAAACUACAAAUAAUGUUUGUUUCAUAUAGCAGUUUUUUUUUUUUUUUUUUUUUUUUUUUGUGAUAGUAAAAACAACACAUUAAAGCUGUAGUGGGAUUUCUAAUAUAUUUUCACUUCCUCAUCAGCUCUAAUAUAGUCCUUCAUGCAUGUGUGUCUUGUGUAUAAGCACAUCCCUCAUACACUCUCCUGUUUGCACAGUAAUGGAAAACGGCACCCUUUAGGCCACAGUGGUGAGCAUGAAUGUUGAAGCACAGCUUGUAGCAACAUGCUUAGUCUUAUCUGAAUUGAAAAAGAGCUUUAAUCUUGUAAAAGCACAACUCGUUAGACAGAAUAUUUUCUUUGUUUUUGGGACAGACAAGGUCUAAAUACAUCCUUCUAGAGCUGGUAUAUCAUUGGCAAUGAAGUAAAAUAAAAAAUUGUGGCCGUUUUUCAUGUAUACCUGAAA